Molecule: messenger RNA, 1895 nt
Organism: Gasterosteus aculeatus aculeatus (three-spined stickleback)
Lineage: Eukaryota; Metazoa; Chordata; Actinopteri; Perciformes; Gasterosteidae
Gene: cnn2
Product: calponin 2
Biological process (GO): actin filament organization; actomyosin structure organization
Cellular component (GO): actin cytoskeleton; focal adhesion
Molecular function (GO): actin filament binding
Source: RefSeq, a predicted model, not a curated record
GUUCACGUCGAGGUCUCAUUGGCAGAGAAAGUCACAGAUCGUUCGGUGCUGUUUAUAAUCUGGUAGCGGUCUACUUUUUAAAGUUUUUAAACACAGAAAACUCGCAACUCAAUUGACAAUGUCUUUUAACAAGGGUCCUUCCUUCGGAUUAUCAGCGGAAAUAAAAAACAAGAUUGCGCAGAAGUAUGACUCUCAGAAAGAGGACGAGCUGAGGGUUUGGAUCGAAGAGCUCACAGGCGCAUCCAUCGGCUCCGACUUCCAGAAAGGCCUGAAGAGUGGAGUCAUUUUAUGCACCCUCAUCAACCAUCUUGCCCCAGGCUCUGUGAAAAAGAUCAACCAAUCGGCGCUGAACUGGCAUCAGCUGGAGAAUUUGACUAACUUCAUCAAAGCCGCCACGAACUUUGGCCUGAAGCCUCACGACAACUUUGAAGCCAACGACCUGUUUGAGAACGGCAACAUGACGCAGGUCCAGACGUCUCUGCUCGCCCUCGCUAGCAUGGCCAAGACCCGCGGCUGCCACUCCCGGGUGGACAUCGGGGUGAAGUACGCCGACAAGCAGGAGAGGAUGUUUGAUGAAGAGAAGAUGAAGGCUGGCCAGUGUGUCAUUGGCCUUCAGAUGGGGACCAACAAGUGCGCCAGCCAGGCAGGAAUGAACGCAUACGGCACCAGGAGGCACUUGUAUGACCCCAAAGUUCAAAUCCAGCCACCCAUGGACAACACCACCAUCAGCCUGCAGAUGGGGACCAACAAGGGGGCGAGCCAGGCCGGGAUGACGGCUCCUGGGACGAGACGUGCCAUUUAUGACCAGAAGCUGGGCACAGACAAGUGUGACAACAGCACCAUGUCCCUGCAGAUGGGCUACAGCCAGGGAGCCAACCAGAGCGGACAGAACUUCGGCUUGGGUCGGCAGAUCUAUGACGCCAAGUACUGCCCCAAAGCGGGAGAGGUUGCGGAGGAUCAAAACGGGGCAGGAGUCGUACCUGACUAUAUCCCGGAUUUCCAAGACGAGGGUUACCAAGGUUACCAGGAAGAAGAGCAGGUGUACAGAGAAGAGGGGACUGAUUACUAGAAGGAAUGACGGAUGUCUGUCCACACGAGGAAAGUCCCGCAGAGAGGGAACCCUCGGGCGUGUUUUUUUUUUUAUUAGAAAUUGUUUUGUCAUCGCUAGUUGUGCGAAACAAUUUUACACAUAUCAUGAUGGACUGUAGUUCUGUUUUUGUUAUUUAAAGUGACCACAAAAGCCAAUAUUUUUGGCAUGGCUAGUUUUUCUAUCCCAGGGAUUGUUAUAAAUGUGCCAAAGCCCUAGUAUUCGCCCUUCCUUUUUUAUUUUACUGACUCAUUACUUGCAUAAAAGGAGAUGCAUUACUUUUUGUGACCGUAGGGAGUUUUUUAUUUUUAUUUUUUUUAUCGACACCUGCAUGUUUUUAUCUAAUCGCUGUAUGUAUAUGAUUCCUGUGAAUAAUAACGUAAACCGUUACUUCAGUAUCCUCUUCAUCCCCUCAGUAUUAGUCCUUGACUUACAGUAGUGAGCCCUUUUGUUUGUUCAGAAGGAUGAGGGAACACUUAUUUUGUCUUACUCGCUACUUUAAAAACAAAUGUUUUUUUUAAUGGAGGAAAUAUUUCCUUUGUUUGCAUAACCAGUUCAACUGUCGUUAAGAUCUGUUGUUGGACUGAAGAUGGUGGGGGAAGGGGGUUAAAAUAACACGCGCGUAGUCUUCAACAUUCCAAGCAAGAAUACUGGAUUAUUUUUCUCUUGAGUGUCUUAAAUAUUGGUUGAAAUGCAAACCAAUCACACCAUUAUGUGAUCACUUUGGGAUUUGAACGGGGUUGUUUUGUAACUUGACUGGUAUUUUUUUUUUAUGUGACUAUGGUGUAAUAAAGCUGUGUAUUCCUUA